ACUUUGCGUACAAGCUUUUGGGGGUUUAGGGCUUAUUGAUGCAGAUCUUGGAAAUCUAAUUAGUUUAUUACUCGUAAAGAAUUGCACCACCUGAGGGCCGACGACGACGAUGUCUCUCCGGAAAUCAGCGUUUGGUUUGCUGAGAAGACUCCGUAAUCCUCAUCGAGCAGUCACUGCCAUUGCUUGGAGUAGACCAACCUACAACGCUCUGAUCCAAACUGUGUUGCUUCCGGGCAAAAAGGAAUUUUCCUCUGACUAUGGUUUUGGACGUCAUACUUGGAAGAGCCAGUAUAGAGAUUGUGCCCUGUGGAUUUGCCUAUCCGGACAAGCUGUAAUUCUGUGCGUGAAUUCCAGCCCUGCCUUAGCAGAAGAUGUUUUGAUUGAACCAAGUUCUGAAAAAGAUCUGCAAGAAGCUAAUCUAUCUGGCUUGCGGAAAAUCGAAGAUGGAUCUGUGAUUUCCAAUAUACACACAUCGAAAUGGAGAGUUUUUACUGAUCAUGGAAGGGAUUUAUUUUUACAGGGAAAACUUGAGGAAGCGGAAAGGUUAUUUUUGUCUGCACUACAAGAAGCUAAAGAAGGGUUCGGUGAAAGGGAUCCGCAUGUGGCAUCGGCAUUCAACAAUCUGGCCGAGCUUUAUAGAGUUAAAAAGGUAUUUGAUAAAGCAGAACCAUUGUAUUUGGAGGCUGUGAAAAUACUAGAAGAAUCAUUUGGACCGGAAGAUAUACGGGUUGGAGCUUCCCUUCACAAUUUAGGACAAUUCUAUCUUGUGCAGCGGAAAUUGGUAAACGCUCACACGUGCUAUGAGCGUGCUUUAAAGAUAAAGAAGCGUGUGCUGGGACAUGACCAUACAGACUACGCAGACACUAUGUAUCAUCUUGGAAUAGUGCUUCAUCUCCAAGGGAAAGAGGACGACUCUGAGAGCCUUAUUCAGGAUUCUAUUAGGAUAAUGGAGGAAGGUGGUCGUGGGGAAUCCGGUAUAUGCCUCAGGAGAUUGAGGUAUCUUGCCCAGAUGUACAUAAAGUCCAACAAACUUGCAGAGGCUGAAAAUGUACAGAGAAAGGUUCUGCACAUUAUGGAAUUAUCAAAGGGAUGGAAUUCCUUGGACACAGUAAUUGCAGCUGAAGGCCUCGGUUUGACCCUUCAAUCUGUAGGGAACUUGACGGAAUCCAAAGAUCUUCUGGAAAGAUGUCUCGAGGCCCGAAAAACCAUUCUUCCGCAAGACCAUAUUCAGGUUGCUUCCAACAUGCUCUACAUUGCUCGGGUGGAAAUGCUCAAUUCCGACCGACUAAGGAUGAUGAAUAUGUCUGAAGCCAUUGCUGAGGUUGAUAAAGCAAAAGUUUGUUUAGUCCACUCCAUAAGGAUAGCUCAGAAGAUUUUGAAUAAAUCAGCGAAACAAGAAGACAGGCAGCGAUAUUCUGAAGUAUCUAGACGAACUGGGAAGGAUGAGCAAGCAGCUCGGGUGAUACUGUUGCAAUCACUUAAUGCUCUUGGAUUGUUGGAGAUCACCAAAAAAGGAAUACUGGAAUCAAAGGGGGAGCAUUCACCUGCUGAAGAGACUGAGGACUCUCUCCGACAUUUCAUUUCCGCUUUCAAUAUGUUUCGAACUGAGCGGUUGAAGAAGUCUUUUUCCUCCGAAUUAAGAUCAGAGUACCUCUCUUGUUUGAAGAACUUUUCGAGUCUGAUCAGCAAUAGCACAAGUGAUAGCAUGCAAAGAGGGUUAUUGAAAACGCUGGAAGAUGAAAUCAAGCGUGUCGAAGGUGAACUUUAAUGAAAAGGAAGGUGCAAAGGUUAACGUGGCAGCUUACAUAUGGUUCAACCGGACAGAGAAAGCAGUUGAGAUCUGGCACUACUAGCUUCAAGGAUACUGGCAAUUUUAGAUUGCAGUAAAGCGAAGGGGAAUUUUUCGCAUUCCCUGUUUCGUUUUUAUUCUGGUGAAUGUACUAUGUACCCAUUCAUGUAUUACUAGUAAAUAAGUCAAUAAAAGGGUUAUCCUAUAAAUUUGCAUGGAUAAAGACCAAAAAAGAAGAGUGUAGCCUAAAAAAUGAGUGCGAAAAUCACUACCCAAGAGUAAAUUAUCUUCCUUUUGUGAAGCUUUUGCCAACUUAUGAACUGGUAUAUUAUUGAUGGUAGAACUUGUUG
Messenger RNA from Rhododendron vialii, 2139 nucleotides. RefSeq lists its product as uncharacterized. Lineage: Eukaryota; Viridiplantae; Streptophyta; Magnoliopsida; Ericales; Ericaceae. The record is from RefSeq and is a predicted model, not a curated record. The transcript is spliced from 18 exons. Gene Ontology annotation, molecular function: protein binding. The coding region runs from base 110 to 1768 and encodes 552 amino acids.